CAUUGUUGAGAAUUGGGCCAACCAGCAAUAUACGGCAGUUUUUUCUUAUCUCAUCAGGGAAUUCAUGCCCAUUUCGGAUAUGCAGUCCAUGACGUCUAUUCGUAGAACUUUAGUCUUCUUUGACCUGGAGACCACGGAAUUGGAACCCAGCAGGGGUGAUAUCAUCCAGCUGGCGGCCAUCAGCGGAGAUCACACCUUCAACGUGUACAUGAUGCCCGAGGUCGCCAUCGACAAACGGACCACGGCGGUCACAGGCUUCAAGGUCGACAAUGGCAGGCUCUUCAAGGACUAUCAGUCAGUAUCUACCGUCACCUUGCACCAGGCCCUGACCUCCUUCAUCGCCUUCCUGCGGUCCUUAAAGCAGCCCAUGCUGCUGGCUGCGCACAACGCCAAACUAAUUCACAGACGUAAACUGGAAAAAGAGCUAUACAGGUGUGCCCUCACCGAUCAGUUCAAGCAGCUGGGCCCCAGAUUUUUGGACACCUGUCAACUCAGUAAGGCGCUCUUUCCGGGGUUAGGCAGCUAUAAACAAAAUAAUCUGUCGUACCCCUUCCUGGGAAAAAUCGACAUUACCCACAAUGCAUUGAAGAAUGCUACGGCUCUGCAGGAGCUGUACGGUUGUUGGAAUCCCGACCAAGAGUCUGUGAUUCAAUAUUCAUUCUAGCAGCCGCUAGAUCUAUUUGGUGUUGUUGUGUAAUAAACCAAGCUCAAAAUCAACCAAUCUUUGUUAAUUGUCUCAUU
This is a messenger RNA of Gadus chalcogrammus (walleye pollock), 741 nucleotides long. Its product is annotated as DNA polymerase III subunit epsilon-like. The coding region runs from base 65 to 664 and encodes 199 amino acids. Gene Ontology annotation, molecular function: nucleic acid binding; 3'-5'-DNA exonuclease activity. The record is from RefSeq and is a predicted model, not a curated record. Lineage: Eukaryota; Metazoa; Chordata; Actinopteri; Gadiformes; Gadidae. Gene Ontology annotation, cellular component: cytoplasm. The transcript is spliced from 3 exons. Gene Ontology annotation, biological process: DNA catabolic process.